AUGAAACUCCUCCCUCUCCCCCCUUUCCUCCCCCUCCUCACCACCACCCUCCCCCUCCUCCCCCUCAUCCUCUUCACCCCCACCCCCACAACCGCCACCCUCACCGGCACCCUCAUCAACAACUGCCCCUACCCCAUCUACGCCAAAACCACGCGCGGCAACGGCUACGACUCGCACGAGCUGGCCCGCAUCUCCCCCGCCGGCGGCCGCUACCGCGCCGCCGUCGCCGCCCAUCCGGACGGGCCCGGCGUCACCAUCAAGGCCCAGCGCGCGCCCGACCCGGCCUGGCGCGUCGUGUAUCAGGUCGAGUAUGCGCAGAGUGGGAGGCCGGAUGCGCGGUGGGGAGGGGGUUCUGCUGGUGGGACUGGUGGGACUGGUGGGGGGACUGGGGAUUGGGUGUGGUUUGACUUGUCGACGGUGGACGGGAGUCCGUUUGGGGGGGAGUGGAGGCGGGCGGAGGUGUGGGGGUGGGGUGGCGGCGGGGCGGGAGGGAAAGGGGGUGGGGGCGGGUGGGAGAGGCGCGAGGCGUGUGGCGUUUUGGAGUGUGCGCCGGGGGAGGGGGCGUGCGAGUGGCCGGUGCCGGAGAGGGGGACGAUGGGGGAUUGCAGGGCGGGGAGGAGGGCCGAGGUCGUGGUCGAGUUGUGUGGGGGCGGGAACGGCACUGUUGCUGGGGCGGAGGGGUCGGCGACGACGUCUACCGCGUCUGCUGCUGCUGCUGGUUCUGCGUCUGCUGCUGCUGCUGCUACGCCCCACGGCGGUCAGCGGCAUGGCGGGUCGUCGUCCGCUCGCAAAAAGGUUGCCUCUUCUUUCGCUGUCGGCACGCCGCUGGUCGAUGGCGGUGCUCGGCGCACUGGUAGCGCUGCUGCUGCUGCUGCUGCUGCUGCUACUCACCCCGGCGAUCAGCGGCAUGGCGGGUCGUCGUCUGCCCGCAAAAAGGUUCCCUCUACUUUCACUGUCGGCACGCACAUGGCCGUUGGCGGUGCUCGGCGCACUGGUGGCACUGCUGCCCCGUUUGGCACUCCCCCGGCUGGUGGAUGA
Molecule: messenger RNA, 1038 nt
Organism: Diplodia corticola
Lineage: Eukaryota; Fungi; Ascomycota; Dothideomycetes; Botryosphaeriales; Botryosphaeriaceae
Product: BYS1domainprotein
Exons: 1
Coding region: 1-1038 (345 amino acids)
Source: RefSeq, a predicted model, not a curated record